Corapipo altera (White-ruffed manakin) is the source of this 3504-nucleotide messenger RNA. RefSeq names its product Rho GTPase activating protein 17 (gene ARHGAP17). Lineage: Eukaryota; Metazoa; Chordata; Aves; Passeriformes; Pipridae. The record is from RefSeq and is a predicted model, not a curated record. Bases 51 to 2669 code for a protein of 872 amino acids. Gene Ontology annotation, biological process: signal transduction; regulation of actin cytoskeleton organization; positive regulation of GTPase activity. Gene Ontology annotation, cellular component: cytoplasm; cytosol; intracellular anatomical structure. Gene Ontology annotation, molecular function: GTPase activator activity; protein binding. The transcript is spliced from 20 exons.
AGCCCGGGGGGAGCAGCGGCGCCGGGGGAGCCCCGGCAGCGGCCGCCGCCAUGAAGAAACAGUUCAACCGCAUGAAGCAGCUCGCCAACCAGACCGUGGGCAGGGCUGAGAAAACAGAGGUACUCAGUGAAGACCUGUUGCAGAUCGAGAGGCGCCUGGACGCCGUGAGGUCCGUGUGCCACCUGGCCCAGAAGCGCCUGAUCGCGUGUCUGCAGGGCCAGCAUGGCACAGACCCCGACAAGAGACACAAAAAACUUCCUCUAACAGCUCUAGCUCAAAAUAUGCAAGAAGGAUCAGUCCAACUGAGUGAUGAAACUCUGCUGGGGAAAAUGCUGGAUACCUGUGGGGAUGCAGAGAAUAAACUGGCAAUGGAGCUCUCUCAGCAUGAAGUACAGAUUGAGAGAGAAGUUCUAGAUCCACUGUGCCUGUUAACAGAGACAGAGAUCCCAAACAUUCAGAAGCAGAGGAAGCAGCUUGCAAAGCUGGUGCUGGACUGGGAUUCUGCAAGGGGAAGAUACAACCAAGCCCACAAGACUUCAGGAACAAAUUUCCAAGUGCAUCCUUCAAAAAUAGAAUCUCUUAAGGAAGAGAUGGAUGAAGCUGGCAAUAAAGUGGAGCAGUGCAAGGAUCAGCUUGCAGCAGACAUGUAUAGCUUUGUGUCCAAAGAAGGGGAAUAUGCUCGAUGUUUUGUUAUGUUAUUAGAAGCACAAGCAGAUUACCAUAGAAAAGCAUUAGCAGUCAUAGAAAAGGUCCUCCCCGAAAUUCAAGCCCAUCAAGACAAAUGGACUGAAAAACCAGCUUUUGGAACUCCAUUAGAAGAGCAUCUCAAGCGCAGCGGGCGGGAAAUCGCAGUCCCUAUUGAAGCCUGUGUGAUGAUGCUUCUGGAAACGGGGAUGAGAGAGGAGGGCUUAUUCAGAAUUGCUGCUGGAGCCUCCAAGUUAAAAAAGCUGAAAGCUGCCCUGGACUGUUCAACUUCCCAGCUGGACGAGUUCUACUCCGACCCCCACGCUGUUGCAGGUGCCUUGAAAUCCUAUUUGCGGGAACUGCCAGAGCCUCUGAUGACCUACAGCUUGUAUGAGGAAUGGACACAGGCUGCAAGUAUUCAGGACCAGGAUAAGAAGCUCCAAGAGUUAUGGAGAAUUUGUAACAGGUUACCUGAGCAUUAUCGUGUUAACUUCAGGUAUUUAAUCAAAUUUUUAGCCAAGCUUGCACAGAACAGCGACGUUAACAAAAUGACUCCCAGCAACAUCGCCAUAGUCCUGGGCCCCAACUUGUUAUGGGCAAAGAAUGAAGGAUCCCUUGCUGAAAUGGCAGCAGCAACUUCAGUCCAUGUGGUAGCAGUUAUUGAGCCAAUUAUUCAGCAUGCAGACUGGUUCUUCCCUGGAGAUGAAGAUUUCAAUGUGUCUGGGGCAUUUGUGGCAGUUCCUGCUGUUAAUUCCAAUCACUUGUCACACACUGGGAAUGACUAUGAAUGUGGGACACUGGAAAGGAAGAGGCCUGUCAGCAUGACUGUGAUGGAAGGGGAUUUGCUGAAGAAGGAAAGCUUUGGUGUGAAGGUUCUGGACUUCCCUGGGAACCCUCGGAGAUGUGGCACUGUAAACAGAAAGCACACAUCCCCGGCCUUCCAGCCCCCGCUGCCGCCCACCGAGCCGGCCGGGCCCGAGCAGCACCCGCCGGCUGCGGGGGCUGACUGCACCCCCGGGGGGGCUGGGCUUGCUCUCUCUGCUGCCUCAGCAGAAUCCCAAGCUCAAGGCCCUGAGGAUGGCAGUACCUCAAAAUCCAAGGACAGCACGUCUGCAGCCACUCCUCCCCCGGUGAGGAACGGGGGGCACACGGGCACUGCCCCGGGCCAGGCAGGGAGCAGCAGCAGCCAGCUCUGUGUGACCCAGCCCCAGAACACGGCAGGGCCCAGUCCCCAUGCGCUGAGGAGAGCUGUGAAAAAGCCGGCACCAGCCCCCCCCAAACCAGCCAACCCCCCACCAGGGCAGCCAGGAAGCCAAAGCUCUUCCCCAGCUGCUCAGCCACCUUCUGUCUCUCCAAAACCACCUGCCAGAAGCUCUUCUCCUCCUGCUCAACAUGCAAACCAAGGAGCAGCCCAGACCUCCGCCUCCCAGGUUUCUGCACCUCGGAGAUACUCCAGCAGCCUCUCCCCAAUCCAAGCUCCCAGCCACCCACCCCCUCAGCCCCCAACACAGGCAACUCCUCCCCUGCAGCCCAAAGCCAACAGCCAAGCAUCUCCCGGCGCUGGCAGCGAGCACGGACCAGAGCAGCCCUGUUACACCCUGCCACAGACCCCGACCCCUCCCGACACCCCCCCGCUGGGGAAGCACCCCAGCAGCUCCCCAUCGCCCCAGCCAGCGACUCCAGAGCCCUCCCAGGCUCCCUCCUUACCUCAGAGUGGCACCCUGCCCCGGCCACGGCCCGUGCCCAAACCCAGGAACAGACCCAGUGUGCCCCCUCCGCCUCACCCUCCCUCUCAGCUGCCUGGAGAUGGGAUUGUUGCAAAUCCCACACAAACAGCUUCCAAAAUAGUCACAGACUCUAAUUCCAGUAUUCCAGAACCACUUCCAAACCCUCCUUCAGAGCUUCCUCCGGAGCCGGCGAGCAGAGAGCUGCACAACCACCUCCUGCUGGACCUGGACACCGACACGGAGAGCACCGCGCUGUGACGGGAGCGCCGCGGCUUCCCGGCCUCCUCCCCUGGUGGGAAAACCCUCAGACCUAACAGGGAAAAGCUUCUUCUGACCACAUGGCAGAGCUGUGCUCAGGUGGGACUGGGGCAUCGUGGAGAUGUGAUUUACGGACUCAUUUGGGUGGGAAAGGCCAACCUGUGGCCAGUCUCCGAUUCAGCCGCUCAGAAGAAGUUUGAUGAUCUGUGUCUUGACAAGGGUUUUCAAACUCUUGGAUGGAAGGAAUGAAUUCCUACAGGAACUCUCCUAGGAAGCGUAAUCAGUGCUGAUACAGGUGGUAUUAGCAGAAAUUCCAAAAGAAUAAGCAAGCAGAACAUUAGUUAUUUAAAGUGCAUGUAUGUAUUAUGGAAAUAAUCCUUUUAAUGUCACGGUUAGAUUUUAUUUGUAGUUCUUAGCCCGUACCAGGAGCUGCCUCGCAAGGGACAUUCCCUCUGGGAUUUGCUGCACAUUCUUCUUAAACCAUGAACCAACCCCCUGCCCGAGUGCUGGUGGUGACUGCUGGUUAUCAGUCACCCUGUCAAACUGUGGAUGUAUCCAGUGCCUUGAAGGACUGUCGUGCUGUAGGAGGAACUUUCUGUCUCUUUAAUAAUUUCAUUGCUACUUAGGAUCAGUAGUUACCCUCAUUUCAUAGUUAUUUGUAUUAACCUGGUUUUACUCAUGUGCAACUGGCAACUGUUCCACGAGGAAACUGUGGAAGUGGGGUUUGUGCUUUUAUUGCAAACGGUUGAAUUUUGGAAGAACUUUGAAGCAGCUGUUUGGAUUCAGCAGUUGGGUGAACACGUAUAAAAUUAAAGAUUGUCUUUUGUCAACUUAA